Molecule: messenger RNA, 1210 nt
Organism: Chelmon rostratus (copperband butterflyfish)
Lineage: Eukaryota; Metazoa; Chordata; Actinopteri; Chaetodontiformes; Chaetodontidae
Gene: cope
Product: COPI coat complex subunit epsilon
Exons: 10
Coding region: 38-946 (302 amino acids)
Biological process (GO): endoplasmic reticulum to Golgi vesicle-mediated transport; retrograde vesicle-mediated transport, Golgi to endoplasmic reticulum; intra-Golgi vesicle-mediated transport
Cellular component (GO): COPI vesicle coat
Molecular function (GO): structural molecule activity; protein binding
Source: RefSeq, a predicted model, not a curated record
GUAUUUUUGCUACGUGUCAGGAAGUUCUGUAGUCAACAUGGCGGCGCAGCAGGGUGAUGUUGAUGAACUCUUCGAUGUGAAAAAUGCCUAUUAUAUCGGCAGUUAUCAACAAUGUAUUAACGAGGCUCAGAAGGUGAAGCCCUCGUCUCCAGAGAAGGAGACUGAAAGGGACAUGUUUUUGUACAGAGCAUACAUUGCCCAGAGGAAGUACGCUGUUGUCCUGGAUGACAUCAAGGGCAGCUCUCCACCCGAGCUUCAGGCUGUCAGAAUGUUUGCUGAGUACAUGUCCAGUGAAAGCAAAAGGGAUGCUAUUGUUGCUGACCUAGACAAGAAGAUGGCAAAGAGUGUGGAUGCUGCCAACACCACCUUCCUCCUCAUGGCUGCUUCCAUCUACUACCAUGAGAUGAACACUGAUGCUGCUCUCAGGACUCUGCAUCAAGGAGAAAGCCUGGAGUGCAUGGCCAUGACCAUUCAGGUCUUGCUGAGUCUGGAUCGUGUUGACCUGGCGAGGAAAGAGCUGAAAAAGAUGCAGGAGCAGGAUGAGGAUGCUACUUUAACCCAGCUGUCCACUGCCUGGGUUAAUAUUGCUGUGGGUGGAGAAAAGUUGCAGGAUGCCUACUACAUUUUCCAGGAGAUGUCAGACAAGUACUCCUCUACACUGCUGCUCCUCAACGGGCAGGCGGCCUGUUACAUGGCUCAGAACAAGUGGGAGGAAGCUGAGGGAGUGCUACAGGAGGCACUUGACAAGGACAGCAGUCACCCUGAGACGUUGAUCAACCUCAUAGUGCUGACCCAGCACCUGGGCAAAGCUCCUGAGGUAACCAAUCGGUACCUCUCUCAGCUGAAAGAUGCACACAGAGCCCAUCCAUUCCUCAAAGACUAUAUAGCUAAGGAGAAUGAGUUUGACAGACUAGUGAUGCAGUACGCUCCCACCGCUACAGCAUAAGACACCUGCUUUUGCUGAGACACCGCACCAAUAGACUUCAGUAUAACACCAUGAAAUAUCAACAGUCUCUUUCUCUCUCUGACCUGCAGACCUGUAUUUGUUUUGAUAUUUUUACUUGUAAUAUUUAAACCAGACCAGAAGUCAUCAUGGCCCUUUGGGUUCAGAUGAAACAUGUCUGCCUUAGUAUCCAUACUUUAUUUGCAUUUUUAAAAUGCAGUUUAAUAAAGCAUUCCUUCGAAAUGGUAAUAAAUGUUUAAUACUUGC